AUGGACACCCCCAACGGCCACGUCCCCCCCGAGAUCGAAGCCACCCUCUCCCGCCUCUCCGCCUACCGCAACGUGCGGGGCGUCAUGAUCCUCGCGCGCGGCGCUGGGUGCGGCAUCGUUCAAUCCUCCGGCGCGGUAUUCGAAGGCGACAGCGGGCGGCGGUACGCUGGCGCGCUCGAGGGCGUGGUGGCGGCCACUGCUGGCGCCGUCGGCGCUGACGAGCUGCGCCUCAUGCGCAUCCGGACGAAGCGGCACGAGCUGAUCAUCACGCCUGGUGAGCGCAGAGGGAGGGGAGAGGGGCUGAUGCUAGAUGACAAGUACCUACUUGUUGUGCUCCAGGAUCCGCAAUAA
Molecule: messenger RNA, 351 nt
Organism: Cutaneotrichosporon oleaginosum
Lineage: Eukaryota; Fungi; Basidiomycota; Tremellomycetes; Trichosporonales; Trichosporonaceae
Biological process (GO): microtubule-based movement
Cellular component (GO): cytoplasmic dynein complex; cytoplasm
Molecular function (GO): dynein intermediate chain binding
Source: RefSeq, a predicted model, not a curated record